Messenger RNA from Bemisia tabaci, 837 nucleotides. NCBI's taxonomy places the organism in Eukaryota, Metazoa, Arthropoda, Insecta, Hemiptera, Aleyrodidae. The record is from RefSeq and is a predicted model, not a curated record.
GACAGUGGCAAGCUGGAAAUUGAAUACAAUAACAAUUCAGUAAGUAAUAAAGUAACUAAACAGAAGACAGUAAGAGUGAUUUAGAGGAAAUGGUGGUAAGAGAUGUGGUUAUGCCUGGGGCGAUAAGCAGGUUAUCCAACUCAUUUGAUGAAAAACGAACGAAUGCCUUAGCAUUCGACGUUUCAAGUGACAUCAUCCAUAAAAUUGAUUUUUUCUCUUUCCUUAUAGAUUAAAAAGAAGUAUCAAGAAUUGAUACAAAACGCCACACGGAAGCAAAGGAUUAUAACAACAGAACGGAAAAGAACAGGGAACAAAAGAAUGCGAGUUAGCUUGGACCACUUGGAUGAGGAAAUAAUUAGAAAAGUUCCUCCAAUGAAAUACAUCGGCAUCUCAGGAGGUGUAGAUUCAUCAGCAGAGGGAACGCACUACUGCAACGUGUGGGAUGAAGUGCAACAAGGAGAUACACCAGAUGAGGAGGUUCAACCUACGGACACACCUGAUGAGGAAGAGGCAUCUGGCGGAGACGGAAAUGAAUCGAGUGGCUCAGAAGAUACCUUCCAUUCCGAGUCGACAAUGACUGCACCAUUUGUUGCCUCACCUACUCCUGCUACCGUCCCAUCUGGAGAUUCCUUCCCCACAAGGAUUGUCAAUCUGUCAAUCCCUGGAAGGGCGAAUUCCCGGAUGUGGCCAACGACGGUUGCCUCAGUGUCUGUGAGGCCAAGAAUGGAGUCAGCUACCAACCUGCAAGGUCCUCGACCUCCAAGACCGAGGAUCAUUGUCCAACAGAUUCGUCCUGGCACUCCUCAAGCGACUGCAGCCUCANUCGCAGCAUUAUAG